Molecule: messenger RNA, 2814 nt
Organism: Pseudoliparis swirei
Lineage: Eukaryota; Metazoa; Chordata; Actinopteri; Perciformes; Liparidae
Gene: znf362a
Product: zinc finger protein 362a
Exons: 9
Coding region: 84-1424 (446 amino acids)
Biological process (GO): regulation of transcription by RNA polymerase II
Cellular component (GO): transcription regulator complex; nucleus; PcG protein complex
Molecular function (GO): RNA polymerase II cis-regulatory region sequence-specific DNA binding; DNA-binding transcription factor activity, RNA polymerase II-specific
Source: RefSeq, a predicted model, not a curated record
GAAGGUUUGAAGUCCGAGCGAGCGAGCGAGCAGAAAGAAGAGUCCAAUCCUCCAGAAAACAUCCCUUCCCUCGCCGGUUCAGGAUGGCUGAACCCCGCUUUAACAAUCCCUAUUUUUGGCCUCCACAUCCGACCAUGCCGGGUCAGCUGGAUAACCUAGUCUUGAUCAAUAAAAUCAAGGAGCAGCUGAUGGCAGAGAAGAUCCGACCACAACAUAUGCCCGCUGCCUCCGCCCCGUCCCAACAGCCCUUACUGGCUCCCCCGAUCCAGGCGGAUGGCGGCCAGCACGUGAUGUCCAAAAAUCACCAGAUGCCGGUUCUCCACAGCCACAGCCCGUCUCAGCCUGACAUCGCCCUGCACGCCCGCCCCGCCUCCAGCUCAGUCACAGGUCGUAUUCUGGGGGAUGUAAACUUGAAUCUGGACGAUAAGGCAGCCAUUAAAGCCAGAGGAUUAUGGGAAGACUGGCAUCUGCGUCAACUUAUAGACCACCCCUCCAGGACGAACCACGUCUCAGGUGUUGCGCUGGCAUCCAGAACAGGCAACCUCAACACAUCAGAGAUCAUCACCCCCAGCACACCCACCUUGAGCUGCCACAGCCGGCUGGGUGGAGCCCCCACAUCUCACCUCAUCUCGGGUUUAGCCUGCGUACACGGCAUGGAGCACGGGAAAAACAACGGGGGCCUCGUGGGACUCCUCGGCCCGCCUCCAAAGGAGGAGCGAGGGCGUAAGAGGAUCAAAGCAGAGAACGGGUCGUCCCUUUUGGUGGUGCCCUACCCAAUCCUAGCUUCAGGCAACGACCAGUCCUGUGUCACCAUCACUUCCAAACCAGGAAAAACCUACAGGUGUAAAAUGUGUCCGCUGACCUUCUUCUCCAAGUCCGACAUGCAGAUCCACUCCAAAACGCACACGGACCCGAAGGCCCACAAGUGUCCUCACUGCACUAAGUCCUUUGCGAACGCGUCGUACCUGGCCCAGCACCUGCGCAUACACCUGGGCAUCAAGCCUUACCGCUGUUCCUACUGCGAGAAAUGCUUCCGCCAACUCUCCCACCUGCAGCAGCACACCAGAAUCCACACAGGCGAUCGGCCGUACAAAUGCCUCCACCCGGGAUGUGAAAAAUCAUUUACUCAGCUAUCUAAUCUGCAGUCUCACCAGAGGCAGCACAACAAAGACAAGCCCUUCAAAUGCUCCAACUGUUACCGUGCCUAUUCCGACUCUGCCUCGCUGCAGAUCCACCUGUCUGCACACGCCAUCAAAAACGCCAAGGCCUACUGCUGCAGCUUGUGCGGCAGGGCGUACACGUCGGAGACUUACCUUAUAAAACACAUGUCCAAACACACAAUGGUGGACCAUGUGGUGUCCCACCACUCCCCCCAGCACAGGACACAGUCUCCCGCCAUCCCUAUACGGAUCUCCCUCAUCUGAGCUCCUCACCCGUCUCUUUCCGUCCCCAUCAGAGACGUUUCCUGUGAUAUCUGCGCUCCUCUGAUGGACUUUGAACCCAUGUACGGGUUCCAAAAAUGUGCCAGAUUGUAUAAGUAACUUGUGAAGAGGUGCUCUUUUAAUGAGUGUGUCCUCCUUUCCUUUCUUGCUGACCAGAUAGUAUUAUCGGGGACAUCCAAAGAUGACUUCUCAGCACUUUCAGGCCAGGAAAUGACAGGCCUAAAAAUGUCUUUUUCUAUGUGACUCCACAGGGGAAAAUAAGAGUAUUGCUCCAGGCAGCUAACGUACAUGGAAAAUCUUUUUAAAACUUUUUUGUGUAAUAACAAGAUUGCAUUGUCUUUUUUUAUAUGGUCCAUUACUUUCUUUACUCAAGUAUCUGCAAAGGAAAAUAUAUUUGCAUCAGAAAGAGUCUUCCGUUAGCCAAGUGGCCAAGUGAGCAUAAGGGAGAAUGCUUAUAUAAUGCGUAUUCAUGUAUAUCUUGCCACUUGUUAUGUCAGUGUUUGCAAUGUUUCACCAAUCACAUGGCCAUAACAUUUUCAUUACAGUAUUUUUUACCCUGGCGCCAACAUCGCCAUGACGUGUAUUAGACCAAUAGAUAUAUUUUCUUUUCCAUUUGUGUCAUAAAAUGUGCUCACGGCAGUCCUCAAGUUUCUGCUGUUCAAGUUGGAUCAAUGCUGUAGGUCUCCAAAAAUACAGGAAUUGUACACACAAAAAAAGAAACUAUAUCAAUUGGAACGAAAUAAUCACACAAACCGAGCAAAAAACCUGUAUAAAUUAAAAAUUGGUUUUCGUAACAGUCAAAACACCCUAAAGAAAUUAUAAUUGAUAUGCAUUUACCGUGCCAGAUUCACCACGAUAUGAAUGAUUAUUGUGUUAAUAUUAAAUUGAAUUGUGCACUCAAUGCUUUAUUUGUCUACUUUGGGUGAGCAAAGGAAUAAAUGCAGUGGCAAGACUGAAAUGUUCAAUGAGUUACUUUCCUGCUAAACAAAAAAUGGGGUCCAUCUUUUUGGUUUUCAGCCAUAAUUUGCAACUAAAGCAUUACACUUCUUUAAAUACUCAUUUUGCCGUUGUUUUAUGAAUGAAGAUGUUGACAUUUUAUAUGCAUUUAAGCCAUAAUUUGUUACAACUCUCCACUCUGUUGUUUUAUCACUUUACAUUUGCCUUUAUUUCAUAGCAUGAUAUAUACUGUAAAUAAACUAUAUUAACUGUCAACCUGUUUUAUAAUAAAUCACUAUAAUUACUAGUAAUGUUGAAAAGCUUGAUGUUUUCUUUGAUUGUAACGUGACUGUACUGCAACAAUAGAAGAUAAAGGAUGCUCGCCGUCUUAAUGCUGAUGAAUAAAAGGCCUCAUCAGACCCUUUCUUUAGUGCCA